UCUGACACGCCCCACCCGUCUUGUGACCGGCAGACUCCAGAGCCAAUGAGAAUACACCAUCUGUAAACAUGGCGUCUGACUUCAGGUGGAAAUGUGUGUUGCUCCUUCUGUGCACAUAUUUGCUUUGUAUAUUAGCGACCGGCCAAAAUAAACCUAAGAAAAAGAAGGAUAUCCGAGACUACAAUGACGCAGAUAUGGCACGGCUCCUGGAACAAUGGGAGGAGGACGAUGACAUUGAGGAAGGGGACCUCCCUGAGCACAAGAGGUCUCCCCCUCCCAUCGAUUUUGCCAAGGUGGACCCCUCCAAGCCUGAAGAGCUGCUCAAGAUGUCCAAGAAGGGCAAGACUCUGAUGGUUUUUGCCACCGUGUCGGGGGAUCCCACGGAAAAAGAGACAGAGGAGAUCACAGGCCUCUGGCAGGGCAGCCUCUUCAACGCCAACUACGAUAUCCAGAGGUUCGUGGUGGGCUCCAACAGGGCCAUCUUCAUGCUGCGGGACGGCAGUCUGGCCUGGGAGGUCAAAGACUUCCUGGUGGGCCAGCAGCGCUGCGCCGACGUCACUGUGGAGGGACAGGUGUUCCCCGGGACGGCUGCCAAGAAGCAGGACGACGGCGGGCACAAGCAACACAGUGAAGGCAACGCCAACAAGAAGAGCAAGAGGAAGACGGAGAGCAAGAAGCCGGACCUGGAGGGGAACAGUGCCGGCCAUCUGAAACACGAGCUGUGACGGAGGAACAUUCCCAGGGCUCUUUACCUCUGGCCUUGGGGUGGGGGGGGGGGGAUGUUCUGACCACUUAACUGUGGCAAGGGGGAGUAGGAACAUGUGAAGGAGCAGAGCUUCAGAGUCAGUGAUACAAAUGAAAUAAUGAGUCCUGUUUAGGGUUGGGGACUGUUCAAAGAUUUUCAAUACGUCACCAAUACCGUGACUUCGUUACCGGUUCCUAAACGAUACCGGUUUCUAAACAAUACUUUUUUCCGAUUACAGAAGAAAUGUCAUUAUGGUACAAAUCUUUUCAUGUAUUUUCCAGCUCCUAACACGUGAGCCCC
Etheostoma cragini (Arkansas darter) is the source of this 1045-nucleotide messenger RNA. It is a transcript of the gene mesd, whose product is annotated as mesoderm development LRP chaperone. The record is from RefSeq and is a predicted model, not a curated record. The transcript is spliced from 3 exons. The coding region runs from base 69 to 725 and encodes 218 amino acids. Gene Ontology annotation, biological process: protein folding. NCBI's taxonomy places the organism in Eukaryota, Metazoa, Chordata, Actinopteri, Perciformes, Percidae.